AUGAGUGUAUCUUACAAUUCUGGUUCUGGAUCAACAGUCAAUACAUAUGCAGCAUCAGCUGUCAAGGCACUUUCUUUAGAGUUAAAGAAACUUCAAAAUGAACCAACUGAAGGAUUUCAUAUAACACCUAAUGAGGAUAAUCUCCUUAUAUGGACAGUUGGUAUUUUUGGUCCACCUAAUACAAUUUACCAGGGAGGAUAUUUUCGUGCUCAAAUAAGAUUUCCUAACAAUUAUCCUUACUCACCACCAACAUUUAAAUUUUUAAAUAAAAUAUGGCAUCCAAAUGUAUAUGAUAAUGGUGAUCUUUGUAUUUCUAUUCUCCAUCCUCCAGUUAAUGAUCCUCAGUCAGGUGAAUUACCGUCAGAAAGAUGGAAUCCAACACAAAAUGUAAGAACUAUUAUGAUGAGUGUUAUAUCAUUACUUAAUGAACCAAAUACAAGUAGUCCAGCAAAUGUUGAUGCCUCUGUAAUGUAUAAAAAAUGGAAAGAUAGCAAAGGUGCAGAUGACGAGUAUGCUAGGAUUAUUAAAAAACAAGUUGAAUUGUCAAAGGAAGAUGCUAAAAAAAAUGGUAUUAUUGUUCCGGAGACUGUGGAGGAGUAUAUUGUAAAACCAAAGUUACCCGAAAAUGAUGCUGGUGACAUGAUCGAUAUGGAUGAUGAUUAUGAUCAUUACGAUGAUUACGGGUAUUCAGAUGAUGACGAUUUUGAAGAAAGCGACGAAGACAGCGGGCAAGGAGAGAAUUAA
Molecule: messenger RNA, 744 nt
Organism: Strongyloides ratti
Lineage: Eukaryota; Metazoa; Nematoda; Chromadorea; Rhabditida; Strongyloididae
Product: Ubiquitin-conjugating enzyme, E2 domain and Ubiquitin-conjugating enzyme/RWD-like domain-containing protein
Exons: 2
Coding region: 1-744 (247 amino acids)
Biological process (GO): ubiquitin-dependent protein catabolic process; protein polyubiquitination
Molecular function (GO): ubiquitin conjugating enzyme activity
Source: RefSeq, a predicted model, not a curated record